AACGGUCCGUUAACCCACCUCUUUUUUGCGUCUAAUGUGGCAUUUUUUAUGCUGAGAUGGACAAGCCACCUGGACAAAUAACCAAAAUUUUUUUUAUGCCCUUAAAUUCUAGGGAAAUAAAAUUGGGGCUUUGGGGAUCUAGGGUUUUAUUUUUGACAAGUUUUAUAUUUCCAGCUUCUAUGUCUUCUAUCGUCUUCUUCCCCUCUUCAUCUUUCAAAAAUUGAACAUUAUUUCUUUAAGAUUUGCAAUUCAUCGAGCAUGGCUUCUUCGUCAAGCUCUGAAUCAUCAAUGAAAACAUGGCUUUAUUUCUGCUAGCUUCUAUCGUCUUCUUCCCCUCUUCGUCCUUUAAAAAAUUGAACACUGUUACCAGGGCCGCCAUUGGGGAACUCUGCUUUCCCUCAACAGGCGUAUUUGGAGAUCACAAUUUUGUUUUGUCGGGGCCGCAAUGACGACCAGAAAGGCGAGAAGGUCAAACUCAUACAGGAAAAUUCUAAUGCAAAGGCGAAUUCAGAAUCAGAGGAAAUGAAGCUUGAAGGCGAUGCAGUGAUGAUCUUCGUAGGACUAACCGUAGGCGCUCCUCUUCCUUUGAAGCUCCCCGGCAGCUAUCCGGGCUCCAUCGGAUUCAAUUCCGACAGUUCUGUCUAUCUUGAUGAUUUGGACCUUGAUGAGAUUAAUGGAUGCAAAAUUGACUGUGCUUGAUUACUAUUUUGGCUGUCAGUUUGUCUAAAUGAUACCAGUUGGCAAUCACCAGAGGUGGAUUUGGAUUUUGCAUGGGUUUGAUACUGGCUUCCCUGGAAAACUCUAUAAUGCAAGAUCAAAUGACUGGCAAACAAAAAUUCAUUCAAGCCUAGCAAAUGGUGCAAAGAAGCUGGAGUUCAGCAAAAACAUUUGUAGUCAUGGGAUUUCUCUGCUGUUGAGUGUGUUGUUCAGAAGCCAUUGCAAAGAAAAAUCACACAUACGGGUAACAUAUAUGUCAAUAUAUCAUUUUAAUUUCUCAUACGGGGUCUAAUGUUGUAAAUAAUUGUGUGCUGGAUCUUGUUCUCUCAAUGCUAAGGGCAAAUGACGCGGUGGCAUGUUGCCUCUUCUUCAAGUGAGAAAUACUGAGGUUGAAGUACUGAACCUGUGUUGUAUGAAGAUAGCUUAUUUUAUUAAGACCGUCGCACUGGGAUAGUGAAAGGGAAGGGGCGUAGGAUUGGUCGCUUGUUUGCCUUGGAAUUUGACAAAGGACACAGUGAUGCUGGUUUAUUUGUUUCUUCUAAUAAUGAUGUCUCUAGUUCUCAUAAUCUUUGGCACUUAUGGCAUCGUAGACUUGGUCAUCUCAAUGUUAAGAGAUUAGAUACAUUAUUUACUUCUGGUCUUUUGAAUAAUAAAACUUUGCCAUUGGAUUCCAUUGAUAAAUCUUGUAUUAGUUGUUCUUUGAGUAAAAGUGCAAACUUACC
Rubroshorea leprosula is the source of this 1439-nucleotide messenger RNA. Lineage: Eukaryota; Viridiplantae; Streptophyta; Magnoliopsida; Malvales; Dipterocarpaceae. The record is from the annotation of a GenBank genome assembly.